Molecule: messenger RNA, 4386 nt
Organism: Salmo salar (Atlantic salmon)
Lineage: Eukaryota; Metazoa; Chordata; Actinopteri; Salmoniformes; Salmonidae
Source: RefSeq, a predicted model, not a curated record
UUCCCCGGAUGAUCAAAAUAAAGUUGUGGAGAAUAUGAAGGAUGAAACAGAGACACAUGAGACCAACAAGAACAGGACAGGAGGCAAGGCUAAACGUAAGUCCAGUGGCAGUGCCAAGAAGACUUCCGUGGAGGAGGACAGCAGCAUUGGUGCAGGUCCGAGAUUACUUCAUGUUGGGUGCAGGUUGUGUUCAAAUUCAUCAGCACUGAUCUGAGAAGAUAGUAUCUAUAUAGGUGAAAGCAAUAUAGUGGAGGCCCGCAGAGAGAUGUGCUUUUACCUGUCCAGUGCAAUCAAAUCACUAAAGGUGAAGGAAAUUAGAUAUAAAGUUCAGAUUCAACUUUAGAUUUCUCUUUGCGGAUUCCCAGAGUCUUCUCAGACACCCGGGUGUGGUUUCCGGGAAAGGGGAUCUAUCAUUGAGCAGCUGGAGAAGGAGGCUCAGAGGACUCUAAUGCCUUCUCUCAAGAUUGGGACAUGCUGUGCCCCAAUCCUCCUCUCCUUCCUGAGGAGUCUAACUGAUGAGCAAGUCCCAUGUCUUUCUCCAACCUCACAUACAACAACUCUGAAUUUAUAGUCAUAGUGCACCUUCUAACCACAAAUGCGAUUUCAAACACUACACCUAACCCUAACAUCACCGUAACCACACCCCUAACUCUUCCUGUAAAUCAAGAACAAAAUGGCUCAUGUACUUGCUAAUAGCUUAAUUAAAUACACUUUUAUUUUCCCUAACAUGGCUAUCUAGUGACUCCACUAACUCAACACCAGUGUGCAGCUAAAAUAUGUUUCCUUUCUUUUCUUUUCUCUAGCCAAUGGAGAGUGAUUCAGCAUGGCAUGAAAAAUAACCUCACAUUCGAGCAGCUCUCCAUGCUGUGUCUGAAGAUUGUUAAGGUCGUGACCCAGACAGCCCUCCGCAUUCUCCUACCAGCGCUAGCUCGUAUCAUGGGUGUGGACCUGAGGAGUGGGGCAGCCUCCCCAGAAUCCCAGUGCUCUCUGACAGGGUCUGAGGAUUCCUUAGGCAGUCUGGAUGAGCGAGAGAAAAGGCUGCUGAUCAGUGAGAUGAACUACUGGACUAAGGAGAGGAGGAGGAAUGGCAGUGCAGGGUGCCGCCAAAAAUCCACUCGCAGAACCUCAUCACCAUGCUGGUCGCCUAAGAGUUCCCAGACCUCAUUGCAGAGUUUGCCAGCAACUAGAGAGGCUCCCCUCAUGGAGGAGCCUCUGAAAGCUCUCUUUGGGGUAACGGAAGAGAGCCUCCUGAUAUCCCUGGUUGAGGGUCACUCCAACCCCACCUCCUCCAGCUCUUCCGAGUUGAGCUAUGCUAUCGCGGGAGAGGUAGUACACCAGCUUAACUCUGGCCUCUCAGUGGCCAUUCAGGCCAGCUCGGGGAGUUGCCCCCCUAUGGACAGUCAGGACAUAGCAGCAGGCAAGGAGGUCAUUCGGGUAGCCUCGGUGCAGAUCCUGGCCGAGCUACAGAGCCAAACGUCUGAGCCAGAGUGGGUAGGGUUUAUCGAGCCCCUCAUGGACCCUGUGACCGAUGAUGUGCUGAAUGCCAUUGUCGGCACAAUGGACAAAAUGGCACAGGACUACAACAUCCUAUUGGAUCUGGCCAAGAAGAUGACAAUCUUGGGGUCUAAAUUUCUGACCAAUCUUCAAUGUGACCUUGAUGUUGAGUGUCCAUCUGGGAAAGAAGGGACCACUCACUUUCUCAAAGAGACUGGAUCCUCUAGCAGUGUGGUGUCCAGAGAGCUUCAGACCCUCUCUAGCCCCGACUUUCAGUCUAAAGCCCUCAAGGCGGUGAGCACCAUCCUUACAAGGAAAGUCAGCAGCUCUUCUGGCGUGGCUCCUUCCUCUAGGCCUUCUAGUGCUGCUCCUAGCCUUACUGAAGCUCCCCUGAAUACCAGCUGCACAGCCCUGACAUCUGUAAGCUCCACUGCCACAGUGAUUGUUAAGGCAUUUGUGGGAGGCAUGGAGACGAAAGCAUCAUUUGAAGGCAAAUGUGAAGCAGUUGAUUGGCCAGUUCCUGUAAAUGACCACAAAACAGGGUUUUCACAGAAGAUAACCUUCUCUCCAGCCCGCACACUCUAUGGCCUUAUACGAGCAAAGCUGAGGGACCUUUUAACUCUAUCCGCUCGAGAAGAAGGUGUGGCUAAGGAUGCUUCUCUUCAGGAGUCUUCAGACACCCUGGAAAAGGCAACUGUUUCAACUGUUGAGGUCCAGUUACCCAGCACCAAACUUAGUAGAGUUCCCAGUGAGAGCCAACCAAUACCAGCUCUCUGUCUCUCCAAUCUGGAUAGCAGCACUCAAGAAGUUCUUAGCAGUGUUUUUUCCAUCUACAAGUCAGAGUUAUCAAAAGUGGAGAGUAAAUGCUUGGCCGUUGUCAGUUCAUCUGAUGAGUCCCUAGAUGCUUGUUGGCUUGUUGAUGGUGUCCUAUCAAAGCUUGAUGACUAUACUAUUUCCCAGUCACCCUCACCCAAUGAAGACUUGAGUGUGAGUACUCAAUGUUCUCAACUGAGCUCAGAAGAGAGUGUCAGAAUCACACAGUCCUCUACUAGUCUGAUUCAGAGCAUUAAGAAGCUCUCUAGCAAUGACUUUCAGACUCAGGCAGAAGAGGCAGUGAGUAAAGUGCUGAUGAGAUCCAGUCAUUCCUUUAUCACACAGAUCAGCCAUACUGGUCUUCAGAAAAGUCUGCAGGCUGGCUUAUCAUCUAGCUCGCCAUCAGAGAUUGCCUCCAUGUCCUCUCAGAAUACAGCCCCUGGAUUAGUGGAAACCUUUGUCAAAGGAAUGGCGACUAUUUUCCAGAAAAAUGAGUCCACUGACACUGUGCUCCUGGAAAGAAGUGGGAGAGUUUUGCAGUGCUCCCACGGGGGCUCCCAACUGGAUGAUACUGAAUUGAGUGUUAAAAUAUCAGAAGAGAAGCUUUGGUCAACAGCUAAGACCAUCUGCGUCAAUAUGAAGAACAUACUUAAGGAUUUCUUCACAGGGCUGAAGCCAUCCGGAUCCGAAAGGACAGAAAAUGCUUCUUCCAAAGAGACCCUUGGGCAAAUCCUGGUUGCUAUCCAGAGUGAAAUCUCAAACUUCGGGCGAAUUAAGGAUUCCAGGGAGCUCCUUCAGAUCAACGAUAUGGUAGGAACUAUGCUGAAGGAGGUUGAGAAAAGUGAGGAUGACAGUGAACAAGUCUGCCAAGACAUCCCUAGAACCUGUUCAUCUUUGUCCACUUCUUUAAAGGGUCGUAGUUCCUUGUCUAGCUCUUCAAAGGGUCCUAGGUCAGAGUGUGAGUUAGAGAUCAACCUCCCUGGCACUCCCAUCCCUGACGAAGUGCCUUUUGAUCUGACCUGCCCCAUCGUCAGGAGCUCCUGCAUCGACACCAGGGACUCUAAAAUGCCAGAGAUUUCUACAAGUGACCUAAGGACAAAGAUGAUGGCACACACAGAUGAACCCCUGCAUCGUAACAGUCCAAUGACUGACAGCAGCCGACCACCGAGUGCUAAAGCCUCUUUUCGAUCCUCCACUAUUCCAUCUUUCACCAGCAAGGGAACCUCUUUGGUACCAAAGGGAGAUGGGAUUGACAUUGAAGAGAAGGAGGUGAGCAUCCCCAGCAGCUCUGGCCAUCUGAGGGAGCUCUUAAUCAGGCCAGACAUCAGCAGUGCCACUGCAUUCCCACUGCAGUACUUGAUGGACUCCAGCAAAGAUGAUGUAAUCUGUUUGGUCACCGUACUGGUGAUAAGGUUGCUAUCGAAGAUCAGACCCUCAGCCCUAGAUGGACCCUCCCAACAGGCACCAGACAUGACAGAAACAUCUCAGCAACUCAUCAGACAAGUCCUGUCUGAGUUCUGUGCUGCAUCCAGAUUCUCCAGGACACAGGAAUAUUCCCAGAACCUGCACAUCCACAGGGUGUUCAGAGGUGUACAUAAAAACCUGAUGGAGGAGUUUGGCUCUUAUAACACCCUGCAAGCAGCUAUUUCCUCCCAGGACCCUGCAUUUGACAGAGUCCUGGUAAAGUCCUUGACCCAGCAGCUGGUACAGGGACGCAAGGAGGCGUCAAGACCAGCUUCGGCUGCAACAAACCCAGCAGACCAGGCUGAGACAGAGAGGGGGGCUGAGCAGAAAGCAAGAAGGAGCUUCCUUUGCUUUUCAAUGACCAAACUCAGGAUCAACUUCAAGCGUUCCAAGAGAGAAAACAAAAAGGACUGCCGUUCAGUCCAGGAACAGACUGAGAUUCCCUCUACUGAUGGACAUUGCAUAGCUCCACACAUUGAGGCUCAUGGUGCUGAAUCUCCAGUUGGAGAGGUUUCUCCCUCCAUAUCUCAGCCUAUCAAAAAACAAUCCUUGAUUGUCAGGGUCUUUUCAGCAAUGAUGAAGCCGUUCAGGCGCUUCACCAAGAAGAACCUGUAA